This is a messenger RNA of Nematolebias whitei (Rio pearlfish), 1699 nucleotides long. Its product is annotated as LUC7 domain-containing protein. Gene Ontology annotation, cellular component: U1 snRNP; U2-type prespliceosome. Gene Ontology annotation, biological process: mRNA splice site recognition. Gene Ontology annotation, molecular function: mRNA binding. The record is from RefSeq and is a predicted model, not a curated record. Lineage: Eukaryota; Metazoa; Chordata; Actinopteri; Cyprinodontiformes; Rivulidae.
CCUGGAUGCAGAAGAAGAAGAAUGGUCGCAGGGCGCGCGCUCUGCGGUGGCGCGCACAAAGAGGAACUGGGAAGGCGGAAGAAGAAGAGGACGUAGAAUAAACGUGAUAACUUGUGUGUGACCGGCCUCAAGUCCAGUUCUAGCGCAGCGCCCGUUCUGUAAAGUCCGCCAUUGAAGCGGCCUGGCUGCGUUCACGCGCCCCACGAGUGGACGCGCCCGUGCAGUCCCGCGGGUUCAACAAAGUGACGCAGAACUCGAGUGAAAGUGCAGCGAUCGCGUGAGAACGGUGGAGACAGGUGGAGCGGGACUUCCACCUCCUGCUGGGAGACGAGGCCUGACGGCGCGCACGACUCGACGCUAACGAACAUGUCGGCCCAGGCGCAGAUGCGAGCCAUGCUGGACCAGCUGAUGGGGACGGGGAGAGACGGAGACACCAUGCGGCAGAGGAUCAAGUUCUCAGAUGAUCGGGUCUGUAAAAGCCACCUCUUGGAUUCAUGUCCUCACGACAUCCUGUCCGGCACCGACGUUUACAGAAGCUCCAUGCCGGCCUCCAGCUUCCAGCAGCAAAAACUGCGAGUGUGUGAGGUGUGCUCAGCCUACCUGGGACUCCACGACAACGAUCGGCGGCUGGCGGACCACUUCGGGGGCAAGCUUCACAUCGGUUUUAUCGAAAUCCGAGAAAAGCUUGACAAGCUCAGGAAAGCCGUCACAGAGAAACAAGAGCGAAUGCGUCUGAAAAGACGGGAGGAGCGGGAAAGAGAAGAAGAAAGGGAGCGACAGUGGGAGAUGGAGCGGGAGAGGGAGCGGGAGCGGGAACGACAGCGAGAGUGGGAGAGAGAGCGAGAGAAGAGGAGGUCCAGAUCUAGAAGCGGAGAGCGGUACAGGGAUGAAGGGAGUUCGUCGUCCCAUCGUUCAAGACGUCACCGCUCCUCUCGUCCCAGAGAAGACGGCGCCGAUCGGGACAGGGAGCGAGAGAAGAGGCAUCGACACAAAGACCGACGUCGCUCGCGCUCCCACUCUCACAGGCACAAAAAGAAGAGAUCCCCCAGAGACGGGUCGUCCCACGCUCACGACAAAGAGCGCUCGCCGUCCCAGGAGGGGUUGAAGGAGCGUGCAGGAGAGGGGUGGCGAGACAACAAGGCGGAGUGCGGCGACUGGGAGGACAAGGAGCGCUCCGUUUCUCCGGACGUGACCGGCAGCAGGGAGCGAGAGAGGUCCCUGUCGUACGAGCGAGACAGACGUUCCAGCUCCGAGGAGCGAGAGUCUGGGGAGAUCUGAGCACGAGUCCGGUUUGAAUGCGUCGAGUAAAAAGGAGCAUGAGACCUGGACAGAGUGCUGGUGCAGUUUGUUUGUCGGCCUGACGCUCGUUCAGGUCCGGGCGUUCAUACGGACGGUGGCAGUCGAGGGAAACGCACGAGACCCACGGAGAGCUGUGCACUCUCAUUUUCAAAGUCAUGCCAUCAACCUGACCUGCCGUUGUUCACCGUGACCUGGACGAGUUAACGGACUGCAGCCCGAAGUUUCAUUCAGUUUAUUUUUUGUUACGUGACGUGUUUUUAUUUUUUAUUAUCAGUUGGAUGUCGGAACACGUUCUGCUGCCUGCAGCUCGUUAGGCUGUUGAGAACAAGAUCCAUCCUCUGAAGGGAGACAUCUGGAUACUUCUCCCCGCUUUCGGACUAAUGACAUGCGUGUCGCUACU